AUGGCUUUGAUAGACAGGCACGCAGGCAUCCCAGACACAAAACGUUUCUGGAGCAACGUCAGUUAUGGGAGUUUUUCUGAUGUGCUGGACCCCUGUCUUUCUCUGUGCAAACUUGCAGUUUUUGAAUCAUGUGUCAGUGCCAUGUCACUCCAUGUGUUUGAAACACUCAACUGGCUUACACUGUCAAAUUCCAUGCUCAAUCCAUUUAUUUAUGCUUUCUUUUACAGCUGGUUCAGGUCAGCUUUUAGAAUGAUCAUGUCUGGAAAGAUAUUUCAAGGUGAUUUUGCUAACUCAAAACUCCUUUGA
This is a messenger RNA of Morone saxatilis (striped sea-bass), 306 nucleotides long. RefSeq names its product trace amine-associated receptor 2-like. The transcript is spliced from 4 exons. The record is from RefSeq and is a predicted model, not a curated record. The coding region runs from base 1 to 306 and encodes 101 amino acids. NCBI's taxonomy places the organism in Eukaryota, Metazoa, Chordata, Actinopteri, Moronidae.